AUGUCGGACGAGAAGCCCCCGCAGCUGGUGGACUACUUCGUGGUGGCCGGACUGGCCCCCCCCCGGCCGCUGGAGGAGGAGAACCAGCAGCACCGCCCGGCCCGCCCCAGCGAACCCAUCACUGACGUGGCCGUCAUCAUCCGCUCGCAGGGCGAGGAGGUGCCCCACGGCUUCACCUGCAUUGAGACCACCACCUCGGGCCACCCCGUUGACCUCAACGCCGGGCUGCUCAACAACCCCCAGAUGUUCAUAUGCUACAAGCGGGGCCGGGACAAGCCCCCCCUCAUCGAGCUGGGGGUGCACUAUGAGGGCAAGGACCGCCCGAAGCCGGGCUAUAAGAUCCUGGACACGACGCCCUACAGCCGCUCGGCCAACCUCAAUUCGGGGGGGCCGGGACAUCAGCGCACCUUCCUGACGUACCGGCGGGCGGCCGAGCCCCACGGCCACAACACGCUGGGGGUCACCGACAUCUGCCUCGUCAUGCCCAGCAAGGGCGAGAGCACGCCCCACACCUUCUGCCGGGUGGACAAGAACCUCAACACCAGCAUGUGGGGCCCUGCCCUGUUCCUGUGCUACAAGAUCGCCAUGGCCAAGGCCAACACGCUGGUCUACGAAGCGGGGCUGCUGGGACGUUACCCCGAGCAGGACAGCGAGUCCUUCCCCCUGCCUGAAUCAGUGCCCGUCUUCUGCCUGCCCAUGGGGGCCACCAUUGAGAGCUGGCCGGCCGACACCAAGUACCCACUGCCCGUCUUCUCCACCUUCGUGCUGACCGGCGCCUCGGGCGACAAGGUUUACGGGGCAGCCAUCCAGUUCCACGAGGCGUUUCCCCGGGAACGGCUGUCGGAGAAGCAAAGCCUGCGCCUGGGGCUGCUGAGUGUGGUGGACCGACGGCCCGUGGCCGGCCGCUCGCUGCAGACCCGCAAGAGCAUCUGCGUCCUCUCCCACUGGCCCUUCUUCGACGUCUUCCGCAAGUUCCUCAUGUUUAUCUACCGCUACUCCAUCUCGGGGCCCCACGUGCUGCCCCUCGAGACGCACAUCUCCCACUUCAUGCACAACGUCCCCUUCCCGUCCCCGCAGCGGCCGCGCAUCCUGGUCCAGAUGUCCCCGUAUGACAACCUGCUGCUGUGCCGGCCCGUGUCCUCCCCGCUGCCGCUCAGCGGCGCCAGCUUCCUGACGCUGCUGCCGGACCUGGGCCCCGACAAAGCGGCGCGGGAGGCGCGGGCGGCUUUCCUGCGCUUCAUGGCCUGCGUCCUGCGGGGUUACCGCUCCUUCCUGUGCCCCAUCGCCCUGGCGCCCGCCCCGGCCGGCCGCGACGCCGGCAGCCUCUUCGCCCUACAGGGGUUCCUCAAAUCCCGGGAGCGGGCGUACCACCGGUUUUACAGCCAGCUGCUGCGCACCCAGCUCUUCACCCAGUUCAUCGAGGACUGCUCCUUUGCCAGCGACCGAGACCCCUGCCUCGAGUUUUUCGACACCUGCGUGGAUAAGGUGCAGGCAGACCUGGAGAAGCCGGAGGACACCCCGCUGAUGGAGCUGGACCUGUGCCAGGCCAGGAGCAGUGCCCCCAGCAGCCCGGCCCCGCGCAGGACCAAGCAGGAGAUGAAGGUGGCCCAGCGCGUGGCCCAGAAGUACUCCUCGGUGCCCGACAUGUGGGCUAAGUGCCUGCUGGGGCACUGCUACGGGCUCUGGUUCCUCUACCUGCCCACCCACGUCCGCGCCGCCCCUGCCAAGCUGCGGGCGCUCCAGCUGGCGUACGAGGUCCUGCGCAAGAUGGAGGCUCACAAAGUGGUGCUGCCGGAUGAGGUCUGUUACCGCAUCCUGAUGCAGCUCUGCGGGCAGUACGGGGAGCCGGUGCUGUCGGUGCGGGUGCUGCUGGAGAUGAAGCGCGCCGGCAUCGUACCCAACACCAUCACCUACGGGGGGGGGGAGCCGGAGCUCUGCAACGGCUGCCCGGACGCGGCGGUGCCGCGGCGGUCAGAACGGGUGGCUUUCGCCUACCUGAGCCCGUUGGUGCUGCGGAAGGAGCUGGAAAGUUUGGUGGAGAACGAAGGCGGCGAGUUUUUGGCGCAGCCAGAGCUGGUGGACAGCCACCCCAUCAUCUACUGGAACCUCGUCUGGUACUUCCAGCGCCUGGGGCUGCCCAGCAACCUCCCCCGCCUGCUCCUGGGCUCCCAGCACGCGCAGCCCCCCGACUCCCCCUGCGUGCGCGUGCGGCUGCUUUGGGACGUCCUGGCCCCCGAGCCCGACAGCUGCCCCCCGCUUUACGUCCUCUGGCGGCUUCACAGUAACGUCCCCACCCGGCUGCGGUCCUGGCGGCCCCACGGCCACCCCUUCUCGCUGGCCUUCCUGGAGGCCGUGCUGAGCCACGUGGGGCUGAGCGAGGUGCACAAAGCCAUCGCGCUCUUCCUCGAGACGCUGGCAGCCCCGGGCGCCCCCCGACACCUGCAGAGGAGCAUCUACCGGGAAAUCCUCUUCCUCACGCUGGCGGCGCUGGGCAGGGACCACAUGGAUAUCGCCGCCUUCGACAAGAAAUACAAGUCGGCCUAUAACAAGCUGGCGGGGAGCCUGGGCAAGGAGGAGCUGCGGCGGCGGCGGGCGCAGCCCCCCAGCUCCAAAGCGAACCUCGCUGCUGUUGAAUAUGCAAACGCGCGGUGCUGUCGGUGGGGCGGCUGGUGCAUGCGCUCUCCCGGCGUGCCGGCUGCCGGAGCCCUGCGCUGGUGCCUUUUGGGCGCCUGCGUCAAAAUAGCAGCUCGUCCCUGCAACAAUUUCAACAAACCAGUGGCCGCGCGGAGGAAGGCGGCACUUCAGUGUCCGCGGCCGGAGUCUCCGCUCUCGAUUCAGAGGCACUGGUUUAAUGUAGCGCUGCGUGUGCGGUAG
This is a messenger RNA of Nipponia nippon (crested ibis), 2874 nucleotides long. NCBI's taxonomy places the organism in Eukaryota, Metazoa, Chordata, Aves, Pelecaniformes, Threskiornithidae. The record is from RefSeq and is a predicted model, not a curated record.